CUCUUUGAGGUGUAUUUGGUAUUCCUUUGUUAUAUGUUGAUUUUUCUUUUUUUCCUCCCUAAAACGUAUCAUGUAGGGAUCACCUUGAAACCUACACCAGUGACUACACCAUACAAGUAUUGGUGGGGUAUUGUGUAGUCUAUAUUUUCAUGCAAACUUUCAUGAUUUCGGGGACCGUUUUCAUGUCAUUGCUUGCCGGAUCCCUGUUUGGAUUCUUCAAAGGUGUAGCUCUCGUUGUGUUCACCACCGCUGGUGCUUCCUCUUGCUAUUUCCUGUCAAAAGUAAUAGGGCGGCCCCUUGUGUUUUCCCUUUGGCCCGACAAGCUGAGCUUCUUCCAAGACCAGGUAGCUCAAAGAAGGGAGCGUAUGUUGAACUAUAUGCUUUUCCUUAGGCUUACUCCAACUUUGCCAAAUACAUUCAUUAAUGUAGCUUCACCUAUUGUGGACGUGCCUUACCAUAUUUUCUUCCUGGCAACGAUUAUUGGACUCAUCCCUGCUGCUUACAUAACUGUCAGGGCUGGAAUAGCUCUUGGCGAGUUACAAUCAGUCGGGGACCUUUAUGAUUUCAACUCAAUCGCCACUCUUUUCCUUAUAGGGGUCGUCUCGGUCACACCUACAGUUAUGAGCAAGACCAAAUCAUAGCGUUUGACUGGCAGAGCUUGCUUGUAAACGGAACUCCAAUCUCUUGGUUGUGCUGCUGCUGUAUGUGCGGUUAAUGGAGCUUACUCUGGUCCUGCUGAUCCUGACGAUAUCAAU
Messenger RNA from Hibiscus syriacus, 755 nucleotides. RefSeq lists its product as uncharacterized. The record is from RefSeq and is a predicted model, not a curated record. Lineage: Eukaryota; Viridiplantae; Streptophyta; Magnoliopsida; Malvales; Malvaceae. The transcript is spliced from 4 exons. Bases 150 to 641 code for a protein of 163 amino acids.